This is a messenger RNA of Medicago truncatula (barrel medic), 1776 nucleotides long. RefSeq names its product GATA transcription factor 19. The record is from RefSeq and is a predicted model, not a curated record. Gene Ontology annotation, molecular function: protein binding; sequence-specific DNA binding; zinc ion binding. Gene Ontology annotation, biological process: regulation of DNA-templated transcription. The transcript is spliced from 10 exons. The coding region runs from base 138 to 1217 and encodes 359 amino acids. Lineage: Eukaryota; Viridiplantae; Streptophyta; Magnoliopsida; Fabales; Fabaceae.
AAAAACAAGAGAAGAAGAGGCACAGACAAAAUUCAGAGUCCCUGACGCCGAAUAAAAAAUUUGAGUGUCGUUCUGAGUUCCUUCGAAAAUUGAUAGCAAUCUUCAAAACUAGGGUUUCAUUUCAACUCUAUCAUCCUAUGGCGGAACAACCUCUUCCAUCUGAGGAUCCUGCAACAAUUCCAGCUAUUGAUGACGACGACGACGACGAUGAGGACUACACUGAUGAUGGUGAUGAUACCAUGGAUGAAUUGGAUGAAGAAUCAAAUGGAAAUUCAGUGAACGUUGAAGGUACUUCAAUUCCUGCAACUGCAACUGCAGCUGCAGCUGCAACUCGUAUUGGUGAACUCACUCUUUCUUUUGAAGGCGAGGUUUAUGUCUUCCCCGAUGUCACACAUCAGAAGGUGCAAGCUGUUUUGCUGUUUUUGGGAGGAAGUGGUGCGCAGCCAGGCAUGCCUACAGCUGAACUGCCAUUUGAUCAGAAUAACAGGGGCAUGGGCGGUAUUGGAAAGCUUCCAAAUCUUUCACGAAGAAUAGCUUCCUUGGUCAGGUACCGUGAAAAACGCAAAGAAAGAUGUUUUGACAAGAAAAUUAGAUACACCGUGAGAAAAGAGGUGGCAGAAAGGAUGCAUCGGGAAAAGGGGCAGUUUGCACCCUUGAAGCAAAGCCCUGGUUCCUCUAGCUGGAAUUCAGCACAGGGUGCUGGUCAAGAUGGCAGUCCUAAUCCUGAAUCUCUACGUAGAUGUCAACAUUGUGGAGUCAAUGAAAAUAAUACUCCUGCAAUGCGCCGCGGACCAGCUGGACCAAGAACGUUAUGUAAUGCAUGCGGCCUCAUGUGGGCCAACAAGGGGACACUCAGAGAUCUCAGUAAGGGUGGAAGAAAUAUUUCUGUUGAGCAAAGUCGUCCGGACCCUCCUGUUGAUGUCAAGCCAACUGUUCUUGAAGGGGAAUUCUCUGUCAUUGAAAAUGAACAAGGUAUUUCUGAAGAACCUUCCAAGACUGUUGGUGCUGAAGUUUUGAAUGAUCAUGCAUCAAACCCUGGUGAUGAGGAAUUGUCUGAAUCUGCAGAACACCUAACAAAAACACUGCCAUUGGUAAUUUAUCAUUCUUCGGAAAAUGAUGAUGAGCAGGAACCCGUGGUCGAGCUUUCUAAUCCUUCAGAUGCAGGAAUGUCUAAUCCUUCAGAUACAGAUAUUGACAUUCCUGGAAACUUUGAUUAGAAGGUACCAAGUAAUUCAUUAUGUGGGUGUUUUAGACAACAGUCCAUUCGUUGGAUAUUCUUCAUGUAGAUAUGGGAUGCAGCUCUAGAAGCAAUGAUAUUAGACAAUUGUGAAAGUAGUUUAUGACUGUAUGUAACAGCGAAAUGAAGUGGUAAUCCUAUCAAGGGUGGAGAAGCUCUGAUCUUCAAGCCCAACAUUAUUCUGCAAUAUUGAUGAUGGAGGAAGUGUCAAAUAUUGUCUGUGUAUAUAUUAUUUGAUAAUCUUCCUUGAGUGUUUGGGAUCGUGUUAAUACAAUGAUGUAUAAUUGCUUGACUUCGAUAGUUUCAUUGCGAUCAAUGCCUUGCUACCUGAAAUUUAGAGGUAAAACUUUGGUGAUGUGCUAUGCCAUCCAAGGGAUGGACCCCUAGUUUGAAUAUCGGUGUUUGGUGGUGUGCUGAAGUUUAGGCUUGUGAUGCUGGACUCUUAGUGGGAGCAUUUGGAUACUUCUUACAAAUAGACUUAUUUCAGACACAUGUAAAUGUACAUGUUCAUAUAAAUAAACUCUAGUUUUUUUUUCUUC